AAUCUUUUUAUAUAUUUUUUUAAUGUUCCAGUUGUUUAUUAUGCUUCUUUAUCGAGAAUGGAAAUCAAUGAGAUAAAUUUGGAGACACUACUAAAAUGUCCAAAUAAGGAAAAUGCUAAUAAAGAAAGUAAACUCGCGAUUAAACUGCCAACCCAAACAGGACAGAUCGCAUCAGCGGGAAAUUAUAUAUUUUAUGGAAAUACUCAGGAAAUAUCUAUUGUAGGCAUUAAGAAACCCGAUAACAAUAUGAUGACGCUCGCACAAGACUUCGAAAAAUUGCAAGCUAUUCCUUCAAUGAAAGUUUCAAAUUAUUGGAAUCGGUUAAUGGUCUGUUCAAAUAAAUUUCAUCGUUAUGCUGUUGGUACAGCAAAUAUAAGUGAAACAAACUUCCGUUAUUGUGAACUGGAUUUAAAAGAAAUACAGAAGUUGAUGAAUUAGA
This is a messenger RNA of Wasmannia auropunctata (little fire ant), 439 nucleotides long. RefSeq lists its product as uncharacterized. Bases 58 to 438 code for a protein of 126 amino acids. NCBI's taxonomy places the organism in Eukaryota, Metazoa, Arthropoda, Insecta, Hymenoptera, Formicidae. The record is from RefSeq and is a predicted model, not a curated record. The transcript has 2 exons.